Messenger RNA from Chelmon rostratus (copperband butterflyfish), 2263 nucleotides. It is a transcript of the gene cacybp, whose product is annotated as calcyclin binding protein. Gene Ontology annotation, molecular function: S100 protein binding; ubiquitin protein ligase binding; tubulin binding. Bases 75 to 758 code for a protein of 227 amino acids. The record is from RefSeq and is a predicted model, not a curated record. The transcript has 6 exons. Gene Ontology annotation, biological process: heart development. NCBI's taxonomy places the organism in Eukaryota, Metazoa, Chordata, Actinopteri, Chaetodontiformes, Chaetodontidae. Gene Ontology annotation, cellular component: nucleus.
CUCGGGAAGGUGGAGAAGAGUACACAGUCACAUUUGUGAACCCAGGUUACACUACUGAUCAACUCAAAGCCAUAAUGGACCUAACCGAACAGAUCAACCAGUUGGAGGCAGAUUUGUUGGAGCUGGGGUCGCUCUUGGAGAAGGCAGAGAGGAAAAGAGUGCAGGAGCUGCUAAAGCAGGAGCAGAAGAAGGUGGAGAAGGAGCUUGCAGUCAAACGACAACAGAAGGAGCAACAAGCCAGGAGAGAGGCGGACCCAACCGCUGCCUCUAAAGCAACAUACACUGUUAAGAUCACCAACUAUGCGUGGGACCAGUCUGAGAAAUUUGUCAAAAUAUACCUUACACUGAAGGAUGUGCACAAAAUUCCAUCAGAAAACGUGGAGGUCAACUUUACAGAGGGGUCAUUUUCUGUGUUGGUAAAGAAUCUAGAUGGGAAGAACCAUCAGAUGACAGUCCUCAACCUGUUAUAUCCAAUUGAUGAAAAGGACAGCUAUAAAAAGAUAAAAACAGACAUGGUCCUGAUCAUGUGCAAGAAGCAGACAACAAAGAAGUGGGAGUGCCUGACAAAGGUGGAAAAGCAGUCUAAAGAGAAAGAAAAACCCAGUGUAGACGAUAAUGCAGACCCCAGCGACGGCCUGAUGACCAUGCUGAAGAAGAUCUACUCAGAGGGAGAUGACGAGAUGAAGAGAACCAUCAACAAAGCCUGGUCAGAGUCCCAAGAGAAGAAAAUACGAGGAGAGGGCAUGAUGGACUUCUGAGCUUCACCCACUGCUUUUCACCAGCAGGACCAAGUGAGAGCUGCCAGGCAUGCAGCUGACACGGCUUGAAUACUAGAUGUUAUUGGUUGAAACUAAAGUCCAAUGUAUAAAUCAUAUUUCCACAAAAUCUAGAAAAUUAGUAUCCAGCUCAUGAAUAAAAUAUAGGGAUUAAUGUCUAAACCCAGAUGGACUCAUUUUGGCUGUAGUGUUCCAAUAAUCAUGGGACAUAAUGCAUAAACCUCUGAAUAAUUUGCCUGCUCAGAUGUAAGUGUGCUGUCCAGCAGGUGGCAGCCUUAACACAGGAAGAAAUCACCCAAUUCCUUUUCUUGCGUGUGUGAAGUAAUUUAAUGGGGUAACGCACCACAAUGCUGUGAAAUGUUUUUCAUGAGAUAUAUGUCUCAGUAGUUCAUAGUUUAAAUUGGACCAGGUUUAUUGAAAUAUGUGGGACAUGUUCUGUAAAGUCGCAGUGUUAUGUUGUUCCUGUGCAGCUAAAUGGAGCCGAUACUUAAGUUGUUUUAAAGUGUACAUUUGCCAAAGUCAUACUCAUAUUCCUUUAAAGGUCCAGUGUGUAAGAUUUGGAUGAUCUAUUGGUAGAAUAAGGCAGAAAUGGAAUAUAGAAGUCACAGGUAUGUUUUCAUUAGUGUAUAAUCAUUCGAAAAUAAGAAUUGUUGUGUUUUUACUUUAGAAUGAGCUCUUUAUAGCUACUAUACUACUCUGCUUCUGAUUGGCUUACCCUGAUGAAGAACAUCAGUCAACCAAAUGACCUAAACCUAACCAACCCAACCAACAAAAGCAAUUAAUGUUAGCCAAUCAGAGGCAGAGAAGGGUGGGCCAUCCUUGCGCCAGAGUAGAAUUUUUUUUUUUUAGAAUUGACAAACCAAACGCUGGCUGUAGGGAGUGCCUUUUGUGUUUUCCGCAGGUUUCGUGACCACCGUAGGUUUUCGUACACGCUUGGAGUGUGAGGGGUGAGGCGAGAUGCUGCUAAAUCCUACACACUGGUCCUUUAAUGAAGAUGACCAGAGGGCUCUUCUGACUUCUUUUAAAGUCUUCAUAUCAGCCUUUUACCUUUUUUGUCAUUCAUACAUAGACAUACAGUAGCUGCAAAGACACUGCUAGCCAGUCCAGUGUAAUAAAUGUCAUUACUGCAUGGGACUGCAGUUUAUCCAUUCCUGUUGCAUUCCUGUUGCAUUGUGUAAUGCUCUAAAAACACAUUCUUUGAAAUUCCUUAAUAUGACAGUUUCCAACUAUAAGUUCUAUGAGCAGUUGCACUAUUCUAAAGUUUCCCUCCAACAUUUGUGAAUGUUAACCUUUACAUUUUAACUAUGUUGAUUACUUCACUUGGGCUUUUGUCUUCAUCUUACAUGUAUUGUUUCCUACCCUCAGGUUGCUCAUGAAGUUCUCACAAAUAUACAGUAGAUCUUGAACUGACUCUACUUUGUCUUGUUUGUUUUUUUAUGUCAGAAAUGAAUUUAUUCUGAGCUCAAACCAAUCAUUUAUUAAACCUG